Molecule: messenger RNA, 591 nt
Organism: Mycetomoellerius zeteki
Lineage: Eukaryota; Metazoa; Arthropoda; Insecta; Hymenoptera; Formicidae
Product: histone-lysine N-methyltransferase SETMAR-like
Exons: 1
Coding region: 1-591 (196 amino acids)
Molecular function (GO): nucleic acid binding
Source: RefSeq, a predicted model, not a curated record
AUGGUAAGUGUAACAAUAGAGCAACGAAUUGUUGUGAAAUUUCACGUGAAACUUGGAAAAACCGCUACUGAAACUUAUAAUUUAUUGACACAAGUGUAUGGCCAUGAAUGUUUAUCGCGUGCACGUGUUUUUGAGUGGUUUAAGCGUUUUCAAGAUGGCCGAGAAGACGUUAAAGAUGAUUCACGCCCGGGUCGCCCUUCCACGUCAAAAACGGAUGCCAAUAUCAAAACAAUCGGUCAAACUAUUAAUCAACAUUACUACCUUCACGUUCUUGCUGAAUUCUGUGAAAAAAUAAAGAAAAAACGACCCGAAUUGUGGAAAGACAAGUCAUGGGUUCUCCACCAAGACAAUGCGCCGUCUCAUUCCGCAUUGUCUGUCAAGAGGUUUCUAGCCAAGUACAGCAUCCCAGUGUUAGACCAUCCGCCUUAUUCGCCGGAUCUUGCACCAUGCGACUUCUAUCUGUUUCCUAAGGUGAAAUCUGCAUUAAAAGGAACAAGAUUUGAGUCCGUUGAAGCUGUGAAAGAGAAAGCGGCACGCGUCCUGAAGGAGCUGACAGAAGACUUCCCAGCCCUUAGCAAAAAUUCUCCUUGA